GCGCCGCCCAGGCAAGCGGCGCGGUGACGCAAGGCGAGCGCGCCGGAAGGAGCGGGGCCAGGCGCGAGGCGGCGGGAGGAUUUGGCGGCAGCGGCGGAGCGCGGCGGGAGGCGCAGCAGCAUGAGCGCGCGGCUGAGCGAGGGCGCCAUCGCGGCCAUAAUGCAGGGGGAGAGCGUCUCCAAGCCCGUGCUGCAAGUCAUAAAUACACGGGCUAUUGCUACAGGAAAUGGGCCACCGCGUUACCGAGUGCUGAUGAGUGAUGGUGUUAACACCCUCUCCUCAUUCAUGUUGGCAACCCAGCUGAACUCUCUUGUGGAAGAGGAGCGCUUAGCAGCUCACUGUAUCUGCCAGGUUAACAGAUUCAUUGUCAACAGUCUGAAAGAUGGAAGGAGAGUGGUUAUUCUGAUGGAUUUGGAUGUUCUGAAAACUGCUGAUAUGGUUGGUGGGAAUAUUGGCAAUCCGGUGCCAUAUAAUGAAGGACAGGGGCAGCAACGUUCCUCAGCUCCAGCAGCAAACCCUGCGCCCAACAAACCACAGCAGCAGAAUGGUAAUUUGUCAGUAGCGGGUCCUGCUGCUCCGAAGUACCAUGCUCCCUCAAAGCAAUUUGGUAAAGCAAGUGGUCCCAGCUCAAUGAAGACACCAGGUGGAUCACAGUCCAAAGUAGUGCCCAUAGCCAGCUUGAACCCUUACCAAUCUAAGUGGACCAUUUGUGCCCGUGUUACCCAAAAGGGCCAGAUCCGCACGUGGAGCAACUCCCGUGGUGAAGGAAAGCUCUUCUCUAUAGAGCUGGUUGAUGAAAGUGGUGAGAUUAGAGCUACUGCAUUCAAUGAUCAAGCAGACAAAUUCUUUCCACUCAUUGAAUUGAACAAGGUAUAUUAUUUUACCAAAGGCAAUUUGAAGACUGCUAACAAGCAAUAUACAGCUGUUAAGAAUGACUAUGAAAUUACAUUCACUAAUGAGACUUCAGUUGUGCCCUGUGAUGAUGCCCGGCAUCUUCCAUCUGUUCAGUUUGAGUUUGUAUCCAUCUCUGACUUGGAGAACACGCCCAAAGACUCAAUUGUUGAUGUAAUUGGAAUUUGUAAGAGCUAUGAAGAUGUCACUAAAAUUACAGUGAAAUCUAACAAUAGGGAGGUGUCAAAGAGGAACGUGCAUCUGAUGGAUACGUCUGGGAAACUGGUGACAGCUACGUUAUGGGGAGUUGAGGCUGAAAAAUUUGAUGGUUCUAGACAACCUGUGAUAGCCAUCAAAGGAGCCAGAGUCUCUGAUUUCGGUGGUAGAAGCCUGUCUGUCCUGUCCUCGAGCACAGUUGUCAUCAACCCUGAUAGCCCAGAGGCUUUUAAGCUCCGAGGAUGGUUUGACUCUGAGGGGCAGCUUUUGGAGUGUGCCUCAAUCUCUGAUGUGAGGGGUGGACCUGCAACUGGGGGAAAUACCAACUGGAAAACUCUGUUUGAAGCCAAAUCUGAGAACUUGGGACAAGGAGAUAAGGCGGAUUAUUUUAGCUGUGUGGGCACAGUGGUACAUCUGCGCAAAGAGAACUGCAUGUACCAGGCAUGUCCCUCUCAGGAUUGCAAUAAGAAAGUGAUAGACCAACAAAAUGGACUGUACCGUUGUGAAAAGUGUGAUCGUGAAUUCCCCAACUUCAAGUACCGCAUGAUGCUUCUGGUGACCAUUGCAGACUGUCUGGAGUAUCAGUGGGUGACUUGCUUCCAAGAGUCAGCAGAAUUCAUUCUUGGGCAAAGUGCUGCUUUCCUUGGAGAGCUGAAGGAAAAGAACGAGCAGGCAUUUGAGGAAGUGUUCCAAAAUGCAAACUUCAACACGUAUGAGUUCAGGAUCCGAGUCAAACUGGAGACUUACAAUGAUGAAUCUCGCAUUAAGGCUACAGCACUGGAUGUCAAACCUGUGAACUACAGAGAAUACAGCAAGAGGUUGAUCACAAGCAUCAGGAAAAACGCUCAGCUGGGAUGAGAGGGCUGGUGCUGAUUGAUCUGAAGCCAAAGCUUCCACUUCCAGGAAAAACUCGAGCGAUAAUGUUAAAUUGAUUUCUCCCCACCCAGUGUGAGACGAUUUGGCAUUAGUUACACCGUGCAUGGUAGUCCAGUGUAGUGGGCUGAGUGAUUUAAUGCAUUUCUCUGAACAUAUGCCACUGGUAAGAUUGCACUCAAAUGGCCAUGAUAUUGUAGACUAUUGUGGUCAAUUAAACUAUGAUAGUGCUAAAGAGGACUCUUCCAGCUAGAUUGCAGUAUCUUUAGACAAAGCAUUCAGAAUGUCUGAAAUAACUUUGCUUUCUUGGUCUAUGUAAAGCUAAAUUCUAUAACCAUUGCAAGAAAGUAGUGACAACCUUGGCACUUUGACUUGUUCAGCAAAAGGUAGGAGGAAGACUGUCACACAGCUUUCAGAUGUGGACUAAAGAGAACAGGUCUAUUAGUGCAAGUUAGUUCUCUUUCGUAGAAUUCAAAGGCUUUUUCUUUCCAUAGGUGCCAUGCAGUUGUUAAUGCUUGGAAUGGCAAUAUGGUAGAAUUAUUAAUCAAAGACGUAUCUCUUAUAUCUGAAGAAUAUCCUUCCUUCAGGGUUUAAUAGACUGAGUCAGAUGGGUCUGAUAUUAAUCAAAAUUGUCUCUUCUGAGGAAGGCAGAUAAGCAUUGACUCUCCAUCCCCCAGGGAAAUCUAGGCAACUACAAAGCAUUGCUUUAGUUUUCAUUUCAAUUAAUACUAUGUUUUUGACUGAUUUUGGCACGUAUUUCCUGCCUAUACAUACUUUGUAUGUUUGUAUGUUCAAUUUCUUAGGUUUUAUUUGUAAUAAUGUUAAUCAGAAACAGGUCUUUAAGUGGGGGGAGCUUUGUUUCAAUAAAGAGUGUUUAAUUCCUA
Messenger RNA from Dromaius novaehollandiae (emu), 2864 nucleotides. RefSeq names its product replication protein A1 (gene RPA1). Gene Ontology annotation, cellular component: DNA replication factor A complex; nucleus. Gene Ontology annotation, molecular function: single-stranded telomeric DNA binding; damaged DNA binding. The record is from RefSeq and is a predicted model, not a curated record. Bases 121 to 1965 code for a protein of 614 amino acids. Lineage: Eukaryota; Metazoa; Chordata; Aves; Casuariiformes; Dromaiidae. Gene Ontology annotation, biological process: double-strand break repair via homologous recombination; nucleotide-excision repair; DNA replication. The transcript is spliced from 17 exons.